This is a messenger RNA of Fraxinus pennsylvanica, 519 nucleotides long. The record is from the annotation of a GenBank genome assembly. Lineage: Eukaryota; Viridiplantae; Streptophyta; Magnoliopsida; Lamiales; Oleaceae.
AUGCUUUCUCAUAAAUCCCCACAUUUUUGCAUAGCUGAUUAUCGAUUGCAUAUGGAAACAUCCCUUUGCCCCUACAGUGUAUUUGACUUGUGCCUCCUCAGUCAAGAAGAAAUACUUGUGGAAGUGUCACAAACAUUUGGUUGCAAGUUAUUUGCUGAUAAAGCUAAAAAUCUAGAAUGUUUUCAUGCUUUGGAACUCACAGUUCCCAAAAUUCUAUCACAAGAUUUGUGCUCCCGUUUCCAGUUAUUUGAUGGAUUCCCCAAACUACGUGAAAAGGCUGAAGCGAAAAUUGCCAAGGCUCGUGCUAAUAUGCAGCUGGAACCACUUAUAUGCCCUUCUGUACAGUGGUAUGAUGUGACAUGGUUUUUCAGACUGAAAAGCGGAGAAAAGAAAGACCCAAUCAAGCUGUCAGGGAUACUUAUGGUGUUUAGCAUGUAUGUUACUCAAUAUCCUCGUCCAGAGAAGAAAGUGGGCUCUGCAACUUCUUGGACCCAAAUGGGUCGUGUCAACAACACCUAG